This is a messenger RNA of Diabrotica virgifera virgifera (western corn rootworm), 874 nucleotides long. RefSeq names its product GILT-like protein 1. Gene Ontology annotation, molecular function: oxidoreductase activity, acting on a sulfur group of donors, disulfide as acceptor. Bases 107 to 745 code for a protein of 212 amino acids. Lineage: Eukaryota; Metazoa; Arthropoda; Insecta; Coleoptera; Chrysomelidae. The transcript has 4 exons. The record is from RefSeq and is a predicted model, not a curated record.
AUAAAUGAGGCACUUCAAUAACAACGAUAAACCAAUAUUAAUUACAUUUUGGUAUAUUUAAAGUGUUGUUAUAACUUUACUUCACAAUUAUAGAUACAAUCCAAACAUGAAGGGAAAAGUCAUCAAUCUUCUAGUUUUGUUCUCGUGCUUUUGGUUAUCGGAACAGGCACAAGUGAAAGUUUCAAUUUAUUAUGAGACACUUUGCCCAGAUAGCAUUGCUUUUAUUAAGGACCAAUUCCAUCCUACCUAUAAGGAUCUCAAAGAUUACAUCGAUGUAGAAUUUGUGCCAUAUGGUCAUGCCUCAGAAACAAAUAUAACUGGACAAUGGGCAUUUACUUGCCAACAUGGCCCUGCUGAAUGUUUCGGAAACGCUUUCCACUCCUGUGUACUUGCUCUAAAUUCCGACAAAAGCAAAACAGAAAACUUUGUCUACUGUUCUAUGAGCGCAGAGGAUCCAGCUAGUCUUCAAAUUAUCGAACAGUGCCUUAACAAAGCCGGUCUGGACUGGAAAACAAUUAAAAAUUGUUACUUUAGUAAUGAAUACGUUAAAUAUCUUAUACAAAAUGGAGAAAAGACUAGAGCAGCUGAAGAUACUUCUUUCAUUCCAACCAUAGUGCUAAACGACAAAUUCAGUCAGCAAAAUCAGGACGACGCUAUUAGUGACUUCAGAAAAUUGAUCUGCAAGACCUUGAACAAUGGGCCAAACGAAUGUAAAGAAGACCACAUAAACGUAAUUUUAACUUAAAAUAUAAUAUAAAGUAAUAAAAAUACUCUUUAAUUUCUUUAAAAUUCUAGACCUUUGUAAAAGAAACUUAACUGCUAGAGAAAACAGAAAUAACGAAAAAUAAAGAUUAGAUUUUGUUCUGAAAUUAUA